Helianthus annuus (common sunflower) is the source of this 1677-nucleotide messenger RNA. RefSeq names its product mitogen-activated protein kinase homolog NTF4. The coding region runs from base 175 to 1359 and encodes 394 amino acids. NCBI's taxonomy places the organism in Eukaryota, Viridiplantae, Streptophyta, Magnoliopsida, Asterales, Asteraceae. The transcript is spliced from 6 exons. The record is from RefSeq and is a predicted model, not a curated record. Gene Ontology annotation, cellular component: nucleus; cytoplasm. Gene Ontology annotation, molecular function: ATP binding; MAP kinase activity. Gene Ontology annotation, biological process: protein phosphorylation; intracellular signal transduction.
UGGACCACACCUCACGGAACUAAUAAAAUUAGGCGCAGACAGGAGGCGACCAACAGAAGAAACAAACAUCCAUCAAUCUAAUCUUCCUUCACCCAAUUUCAUCUUCCAUUCUGUUCACUUUUCUAUUCUAGGGUUUCUUACUGUUUUCUAGGGUUUCAAUUCAUCUUCUUCCCAAUGGAUCCAUCAAUUCACCCUUCCGACACCGAAAUGUCUGACGCCGCCGCACCUCCUCCUCCUCCGCCGCAGCAGCAGCCGGUCGCCGGAAUCGACAACAUCCCCGCCACUCUCAGCCACGGCGGCAGGUUUAUCCAGUACAAUAUUUUUGGUAACAUCUUCGAAGUUACCGCUAAGUAUAAACCGCCUAUUAUGCCUAUUGGAAAAGGAGCGUACGGCAUCGUCUGUUCGGCGUUGAAUUCGGAGACGAAUGAGCAUGUUGCGAUUAAGAAGAUUGCUAACGCGUUUGAUAAUAAGAUUGAUGCGAAGAGGACGCUACGGGAGAUUAAGCUUUUGCGUCAUAUGGAUCAUGAAAAUGUUGUUGCAAUUAGAGAUAUAAUUCCACCUCCAGAGAGGAAUGCAUUUAAUGAUGUCUACAUUGCUUAUGAGCUCAUGGAUACUGAUCUCCAUCAAAUAAUUCGUUCCAAUCAAUCAUUAUCAGAGGAGCAUUGCCAGUAUUUUUUGUAUCAGAUCCUGCGUGGGUUAAAAUACAUACAUUCUGCAAAUGUGCUGCACAGAGAUUUGAAGCCAAGCAAUCUUCUACUGAACGCUAAUUGUGAUCUGAAAAUAUGCGAUUUCGGACUAGCUCGUGUUACAUCUGAAACCGAUUUCAUGACCGAAUAUGUUGUCACAAGAUGGUACCGUGCACCAGAGCUGUUGUUAAACUCUUCUGAUUAUACUGCUGCCAUUGACGUAUGGUCUGUGGGUUGCAUUUUUAUGGAAUUAAUGGACCGCAAGCCCUUAUUUCCCGGUAGAGAUCAUGUGCACCAGCUAAGAUUGCUUAUGGAGUUGAUUGGAACUCCAUCAGAAGCAGAGUUAGGGUUUCUUAAUGAAAAUGCAAAAAGAUACAUUCGACAACUACAACAUUAUCCACGACAGUCAUUCAAUGAGAAGUUUCCUCAAGUUCAUCCUGCUGCUAUUGAUCUCAUUGAAAAGAUGUUGACAUUUGACCCUAGACAGAGGAUUACAGUUGAAGAUGCACUUGCUCAUCCAUAUCUGACAUCACUGCAUGACAUCAGCGAUGAGCCUGUGUGCAUGACCCCUUUUAAUUUUGACUUUGAGCAUCAUGCCCCAACUGAAGAACAGAUGAAGGAGAUGAUUUAUAGGGAAGCUCUGGCUUUUAAUCCUGAAUAUCAGCAUCUGUGAGUCCUAUCAGUGUUAAUGUUUUUACUAUCCGCUGUUUGUUUGUUGUGUGGUUUUUGUAGUAGCGUGGCGAUUUGUGAUUUCAUGAUUUUAUCUGUUGGUUGUAUAUAAUCUUUUUCGUCCAAAACCUGAUGUUGAAUUAUUUUAUUUGGUUAGGGCCAUAACUUGGCAACAAUACCGAUUAGACGUCAUUGUUGUAUGUUGUUCUAUGAUCACUGUCAUUGAAACUGUUUUUUUUUUUUUUGCCUUCUAAAUGAAGAUUUGGUUCAGAGUCGGUACAAGUGUAAACACUAGUAAUGGAAGUUAUAUCUGUUCUAGUGA